Molecule: messenger RNA, 3147 nt
Organism: Hemiscyllium ocellatum (epaulette shark)
Lineage: Eukaryota; Metazoa; Chordata; Chondrichthyes; Orectolobiformes; Hemiscylliidae
Gene: vhll
Product: von Hippel-Lindau tumor suppressor like
Exons: 3
Coding region: 300-788 (162 amino acids)
Source: RefSeq, a predicted model, not a curated record
ACCCAUGCCAUGCCUUCGGUUUUACUCUAGUUGUAAGGGUAAUUGCAGCUGUCUGCCUUUCAAUUGGAAGUUCCGAGGAAGGCUGACCGGACCCGAAACAUUAACUCUGAUUUCUCAGCACAGAUGCUGCCACACCAGCUAUUCGUUCUGUUUUCAUUCCUGAAUCACUGCAUCCGCAGUUCUUUCGGCUUUUUUUUUUAACGCAGGCACUUCCGGGUUUGUUGCAAUGGGUUCCAAAUCAAAGUGAAAGCGAUCGAAGGUAGACGGCACUGUGCUGCUGCUUUAAAUACUGAGAUGUUAUGGCUCACACCGGCGAACAGUCGGUGAGUCCGCUCAGGUCCCUGCAUUCAGACGAAGCCACCUUUGUUAUAUUUGUUAACCGGACCUUGCGGACUGCAAGGCCGUGGUGGAUUAAUUUUGAAGGCGUUCCUCGGAACUAUGAUGAUAUUCCUCCUGGAGGGGCCCUGCGUAUGUGCACGUAUCGGACUCACCCUUGGGUUUUUCGUGAUGCAGACACCGGAGACAAAUUGUUGAUAAAGAAUGGUGAGAUAUAUUUUCCAACGUCCACACAAUAUGAUGAAGAUGGUCCGAUUUACAUUCCUGUUCAUGUCACAGUUCCAGUAUAUUCACUGAAGAACUGCUGCUUGCAAUGUAUUCGUAAACAUGUGAAAUCGGAAGAUUAUACAAAGUUGGAACUACCAAAGUCGCUGCAUACUGAUCUCAAGAGUUCUCCAGAUCUGCUAAGAGCAAUUGGAAAACUAAGCAGGCACUACAGAAACAAUGAAUAAUUUAAACUUUGUAGUAUAUGAUUUUUAUUAGUAACAUUUCAUUUUGCUAUCCAUGUUGUUUUAGCAUUUAGAGUAAAUCUAUUUUUAUUCUAACCAUUACACCUUCAUUAGUGUUUCACGUACAACAGGGACUACACUUUAAAAUUACUUCAUUGGUUGUAAAGGUCUUUGAAAUCUUGGCUGAUCAUGAGAGGACCUUCAUAAAAGUAAGUCUUCCUUUCAUUAACCACCUGAAAUUCUCAGUAACUUCAUGUCACUGGAGUUUUAAAACUUCAAACUGUUUGUUAAAUAAGUUAAUGUUUGAAGAGAUGUUCAAAGAAUGUUUUACCCAAUCUCUGGUUUCCUUUUAAUUAUGGACUUCAAUAUUCCUUCUGUUAGGCCCUUAUCAAGAAAGUGGAUGGAAAAAAUUGAUGAACCAUAUCACUGGUGUUAACCAAAGGCAACAAAUGCAUUGGGAAUAGUACCAAUUACAAGUUUCCCUUCAAGCUGUACAGUAUCCUAUAAUUAUGAAACUAUAUCAUUGGUUCUUUCAUUGUCACUGGGUCAAAAUCCUGGAACUCCCUUCCAAAUAGGCACACUGUAAGUAAUCUAAAUCCAAAUCUAAAUAGCACUGGUGAGUGUACCUACAGCAAAUGAACUGCAGUGGUUCAAGAGGACACUUUUUCAAGGGUAACCUUUUGAGGGCAAUUGGUUUCCCCUUAUGGGAGAGUUUAGGACCAGAUAGCAUAAUACCAGAGUAAGGGGUCCCUCAUUUAAGACAGCAAUAAGGAGGACUUUUUUUCCUCAAAGCAUAGUUAAUCUGUGGUAUGUUUUACCAUAGAGGGCUAUCAAGGUUCAGUUAUUUCAAAAUCUGUAUAAUCUCAGCCUCGAAUACCCUUAGAUCAGUAAAGUAAUCAAGGGUUAUGGGGAUAAGACAGGAAAUACAUUUAUAUCUCCAAACGAUUAAUCUUCUAUCAAGGCAAACUCCUAUCCAUAUCCCAUACCAGAAAAAGAUAAUCCUUGAACAAUGUCUUUAAAACAUUAAACAUACUCUGAAUUCUGAACCCUGCUAAGAUAAUGGUGGCUUCUAAACCUCAGCCAAGUAUUCAGAAUGACACUUGACCCUUUGAAAAUUUAAGAUAAGUGUUAUAUCAAAGCUACAUGUUCAGUUACUAAUUCUGCCAAUGAAACAACUCAGUAGAGGCUUAUUUAAAUUCUAACAAUCAUAGUAUCUUUUUUACAGUUGAAAGAGCAGGGCAUUUUAAAAAUCUACAGAUAUGUCAGAUACAUAAACCUGUAAAUCCUUCAAGAGCACUUACAUUAUCAAUUUAUUUAUUGCGCAGUGUGAGCUAAGGCUAUUGGACCUGUCAAAAUAGGAUCAAUUUGAAUUGAGUUCUGAGUUCAAAUGACCCUGCUCCUGUCUGUGAACCACCACUCUUCUGCUGACAAAAAUUUGAUUCUUAGAAAUGGGGGUGAGACUUCUUCAUCAGGUCCCACCCACUAUUUUUGAAGGCCUGCAAAAUCUUUCAGACUCUGUGACAGAGGUUUAUAAAAUCAUGAGGGGUGUGGAUAAGGAGGAUAGACAAGAUCUUUGCCCUGCAGUGGGGCAUUGGCUUAAGGUGAGAGGAGAAAGAUUUAAAAGGCACCUAAGAGGCAACAUUUUUAUGUGGAGAGUGAUGUGUCUACGGAACGAGCUGCCAGAGAAAAUGGUGGAGGCUGGUACAAUUAGAACAUUUUAAAAGGCAUCUGGAUGUGUAUAUGAAUAGGAAGGAUUCAGAGGGAUAUGGGCCAUAUGUUGGCAAAUGAGACUAGAUUUAUUUAGGAUAUUGGUCGCCAUGGACAAGUUGGACCAAAAGGUCUGUUUUAUGCUGCACAGCUCCAUGACUCUAUAUCUCACCCACAGUAUCACAUUAGAUUUACCCACUGUACUACCUGUGCGAUCCCUAUACUUGUGACUGAAAUAAGUAUUCUCAGAAGGCUGCAGAAUAAUAUGUCCACAAAGGAAUGUUUAUAGAGAGUAAGAAUGGUUUUAAAAAGUGUAAGGCUGUUUGAGUUCUCAUUUAUAGUUCUGUAUUUUCUCAUGGCACAAACACGCAAAGGUAAACAUAACAAAUUGUAUCGAUGUACAAAGUGCUGUGCAUGCAAAACAUUAGAUUUUGACCACCAUCUGAAGAUUAAAGUAUGAAAAGAAAUUUGUAGUUGAAAUUGUAAACAGUACUUUUUAUUGUGACAUUAUGCAAUAGCAAUAGGUCAGACAGCAGUUAUGAGAACUUUAGAUCUUUUCAUAUUAUAUCACCUUUCAUGCUUUGUUUUCCUUCAGUUGUCCAUAAAUAUCAUAUUAUGUACAGCUAAUAUUGGUUUUCAAUUUCUGAAAAAUGCA